Molecule: messenger RNA, 2592 nt
Organism: Talaromyces amestolkiae
Lineage: Eukaryota; Fungi; Ascomycota; Eurotiomycetes; Eurotiales; Trichocomaceae
Exons: 7
Coding region: 1-2592 (863 amino acids)
Biological process (GO): positive regulation of transcription by RNA polymerase II; DNA-templated transcription
Molecular function (GO): sequence-specific DNA binding; DNA-binding transcription factor activity, RNA polymerase II-specific; zinc ion binding
Source: RefSeq, a predicted model, not a curated record
AUGACGCUGGUACACAUUGUUCUUUUUAAAUUCCGUCCCGAAGUCAGCGAUGAACACAAGAAAACCUUUGUCACGGAACUCAAGAAAUUGAAAAACCUUUCCUGCGUCAAAGACGGACGGCUUAUUGUCGGAGGCCCCAGUGUCACCGACCCCAUUGAUCGCAGCAAGGGAUUCCAGAUCGCCCUGGUCAGCUACCACGAAGAUCUGGCAGCUCUAACAGUAUACCAAGCAAGCCAGGAACACCAUUGGGUGACCUCUACAUACAUGUUUCCAUACAAAGAGGAUUUGGUGCGAUUUGAUUUUGAGGUCGAUCCCGAAGACGAGGAAAUGUCAGAGAGUACAUACAUCUCGAAUUUCGAAAUAACCCCAACCAUGCUAUCGGAACCACAUCCGAAAGCGGUUAGACAACUCGCGUUCAACAGGAAACUUUGUAUUUUUCAGAGUCGCCUUCGACAAGAUCAUUCGACAUUUUCAAUGCUUUUCAACCAGUCGUUGUACAUGAUAUCUGUCAACAUUACAUAUCAAUUCUACGGUCCGGAACUGAAUGAAAAAUGGAUUCCUCAAAAAGAGGUCGGAACCGAGCCGCAUGCAGACGUUGCCAGCGGCGGAAAAUCCGCAUAUAUCGCCAACAUGGAAAAUCGGAUUAAAUGGCUAGAAUCAAUCAUUCGGGAGAAGUGUUCUACUGUUGACCUAGACACUGGGAACGACCGAGUCCCAGACUUUUCGGAUGAACGGCCGGAUAUAUCACCACUAGUCGAAGCUAGAGGCUUGAAUAAUCCUCAAACACAACCUACACAGGUCAUUCAAGACGAAAUACAAUUUCCGGAUCAAAUGCGCCAACAAUCAAGUAUGAAUAACGAAGCCCCCCUUGCCCAAGACGAGACCCAACAGGCACACGAGAUUGGCCUGGUUUCAUUGUUCCGAGGCGAGGACCCUCGGUAUAUCGGGCCUUCCAGCGGUUACUUUUUUGCUAAACGAAUAUUUUCAAAUACCGGCUGGCGAGGAAGACACAGCUUCCCCSAAAUAUCAGCCACCGGGAAAGUGUCUCAUUUCCCGGUCGAACUGCUGAAUACCCCGAUAUCAUUACCCCAGCAAAAAGAAGUAGCAGUGAAGCUAUCAAUCCAGUACUUUCGAAGUAUUCAUCUUUUUUACCCAUUUCUGCAUGAACAGACUCAUAUGCAAAUGAUCGACGAGGUUUAUCGAUCUCAGGAGGAUGCCGAUCCUAUCAGCAGCUUUCAAACAUACAUGGUUUUGGCGAUCGCUUCAUUGAAUCUGUCUCGUCAAUGCAAACAAUUUCUACCUGUGGAUGGAUACUACGCAUCUGCAAUGAAACACGUUGACUAUAUCUGUAAUCAUGGCUCAAUGGCAGCACUCCAGUGUCUAUUGUUGCUAAUGAUUGUGGUUGAUCUUGGGCUCCAGCGUGACCUCCGGGCAUCGCCAAAUUAUCCAAUGUCCGUAUUCAAACAGGAAAUGAGGACUCGUGUCUUCUGGGUAGUUUAUACCAUCGAUCGCACGCUUUGCACGAUGAUGGGCCGUCCAAUUGGAGUCAGAGAUGAAGCUUGUGAGAUGAGAUUUCCCCUAGAUAUCUCAGAUGCCGAGCUCAUCACCGCUACCGCAAACCAAUCCGCGUCUGACAUUAACCCAUCGCACAUGUCAAUUUCAAUCCGUCUCUCUAAACUGGCACAGCUUAAUUCAGAGAUUAAAUAUGUUAUGCACAGUAUCUGUCGAGACGUUCCAUCUUACGCUUAUCCCCCUGUCAAAGAUAUCUUCGCCUGGCAGCGAGAUAUGAUGGCGACUCUCGAAGGUUGGUACUAUGAUGCAUUGCAGCAUACAGGAAACGACGAUAGUGGCACGAAAGAAUAUUGUAUUGCAAAGUAUCAUGAGCUUAUGGUAUUAUUGUUGCGGCCCAGUCCUGCAAUUCCAGAUCCAGCAGACGAGAUAUUUGAUACUUGUUCCGAGCAUGCAUUUGCGCUGCUUCAGUGUUUCGGCGACUUGUACGAAAAGGGAAAUCUGCUUUACAGCCGGUUCAUAGUGCAUUCGGUGUUUCUGGGCACUCUGAUUCUACUGCACUGUAUCUGGAAAUUUCCAAGGACAGCUUCGAAGUUCUCAAUAGAUCAGCUCAUGAUCAAGUUCAAUAUUGCACAAAAUGUUCUGAGCAGCAUUGGUGAACACUGGGCUGAAGCUCUCAGUGCACGGGACUGCAUCGCGCAAUUGUCAACUGUUACCAUCCAGCGUUUAUUAAAAAGUCAGCCGACAACAUGUUCGACAUUGCAGUCCGGCGGUCGUUUCAGUGCUGUGAGUUCGCGACACGGCAAUAUGCAACCAACAAACUUGGAACGAUCAUCUCGAGAUUUCGAUCAAUUCACAGUGACCCCAAGCAGUAAUAUCCAAGGACAGACAUCUGCAGAGAGCAUUGGGAACGUAUCUAUAGGAACCUGGGCCACAAUUCAACCAUACGUCUCUACUCAGAAUCCACCAUCAGAGUAUCCGAACCUAUUUGAUGACCUUCUACAAACAGAUCUGGGGGGAUGGAAUGGAAUGUCGGACAUUGAUGGGCUGCUAAAUGACUUGUUGCAUAGUUCCCACUACUAG